Phycomyces blakesleeanus NRRL 1555(-) is the source of this 530-nucleotide messenger RNA. RefSeq lists its product as hypothetical. The coding region runs from base 150 to 335 and encodes 61 amino acids. The record is from RefSeq and is a predicted model, not a curated record. The transcript has 2 exons. NCBI's taxonomy places the organism in Eukaryota, Fungi, Mucoromycota, Mucoromycetes, Mucorales, Phycomycetaceae.
CAGAGUUCGACAGCACCAGCUGGACCCGAUAGAGUUAUUCUAUGCCGGAAAAUAGGCCAUAAUCUGUGGUUCGAUAGAGUCAAAAUGUCGUUUCCCUAAAACUAGUGUUGCGACAAUAUUCACAAGGAAGGUCUUAGCAAAAUCCCAAAAUGUGCUACGGUUCCUAUGUAUUCGACACAAGUCUUAAAAGCUGCACACAAUAUCUGAGAGACAAGGGAUAUGAUAUUGCAUUCUUACGCUCGGUUUUCUCCUCCCGUUUCCUCCUCUCUCCAGAUUUCGAUUGCAUAUAUCACGGUUCACACCAUCUGACGUGCGCACUGGGCAUUUGUCUUUGACAACUCCUCUCCUCCUUCCCUCCCCAAUGUAGUUGCAGCUAAGGCAGUGACGGCGAUACAUAGAUCCAAUGACCUCAAUUCCACCUAACUAGUUAGUGUUCGUAUCUCUUUCUUUCCCUUCCUGUAACUAUAUAUUUUCUCAAAUUUCAAUCUCAAAGGCCACGAACUGUGUGCCUUGGCAGUAUCAAUGAAUAC